AUGAGAUUUUCGAGCACCCAUCCCGCCCUCGCUAAUAUAGAUUGGGAUCAGGUCCACCAGGCUCAAGCUUGGCUGAGUCGCAUCAUCUGUGGUGACACCACGCACCGCGACGAGCUCCCUAGCUAUUUCAGAAAACUCAGUCUUGACGAAGUAUCUCAAUUUGUCGAACUCAAGCGGCUUCAGGAGCUCGGUGCCAUCAAUCGGGGCCGCUGGAUCAAGAAACAGAAUUUGCUGCCUGGCGGUAUUCGGAAGCGUGGGCCUGAUUCUCGCUCUCAUAGCAAGACCUACAACCAGCCUCUCACCAUGGAUCAGUAUCAGCGUCAUUCUAUUCACCUCAUUUCAAGGCUGCUCAAUGCUCGCACCAAUGCAUCACCUUUCACCCUCGUCCUUGAUGACCUCAACCAACGCGCCAUGCCGCUCACUGGUGAGCUUGUUCGUCGUGCUCUGUCACGCAACGUCAACGUUGUCGUAAUUGCCUUUGAGUCCUCUCGCUUCCACCCCGCUGUUCAUCACAUCUCUGCCCACACCAACAUCUCCGGUGACGAGAUCCUCAAAGAGCUGAAGCACAUCAUGGGCAAAGGCCGCGAGAGCCUUGUUAUUAUCGACUCCCUCUACGACCUUCUCAACAACAAGGGCAUUGACAUGGGUGAGCUGUUCAACCUCGUCGUCCACAAGUUUGCCUCGAACCUCGUCGGCAUCUACCACCAGGACAUGAUCGCGUCGCAAGAUGCCAACACUGCAUAUGCGGCCCAGCCUCUCAAGCUGUUCGAAUACAUGGCCACCGCCAUCCUCACUUGCAAGUCCUUCGCCCACGUCCUCGCCGCCAAGGCAGCUCGUGAGCGCAGCUUGGCUGAGCCUACACACGGCCUCCUCCAAGGUGCUGAAGGUGUUGUCGAGUCCCUCGACGCCAAUGACGUCCGUGGCAUCGUCUUCGAAGCUGAGUUCCGCCGCCCAUCUGGUAGAACUGAGAGCGAGACCUACUUCUUGCGUACCGCUCGCAUAUCCGACUAUAACAACCCCACUUACGCACUGCCUCAUGGUAUCAUCAAGCAGGAAUUCGUCACACUCCUCGACAUGGUCCCAACCUACAACAACCAGAACAUUCUCGGCAAGGUCAGGGCAGCCGCUGAUGAGAUUGAGUCUACCUUCAACCUCGCUCUUACCGAGAAGCAGAAGCAAGCCCGUGAGGGAGUUGUCCUUCCUUACUUUGAUGCUCAGAAGGGUGAGGGAGGUGAGGGAGGUCGCAUCUUGUAUGACAUGGGUGAGGAGGAUGACUUUGAUGAGGAAGAGGAUGAGAUCUGA
Messenger RNA from Plenodomus lingam JN3, 1302 nucleotides. RefSeq lists its product as uncharacterized. Gene Ontology annotation, molecular function: tRNA binding. The record is from RefSeq and is a predicted model, not a curated record. Lineage: Eukaryota; Fungi; Ascomycota; Dothideomycetes; Pleosporales; Leptosphaeriaceae. Gene Ontology annotation, biological process: tRNA wobble uridine modification. Gene Ontology annotation, cellular component: cytosol; nucleus; elongator holoenzyme complex.